Molecule: messenger RNA, 1749 nt
Organism: Seminavis robusta
Lineage: Eukaryota; Bacillariophyta; Bacillariophyceae; Naviculales; Naviculaceae
Source: the annotation of a GenBank genome assembly
AUGGCAAGCACAAACACAAUCAGAGCAUCCCUUGUCCAUCAACGACGACGAAGUGAUCCUGCCUCGUCAUCAUCUUCUUCUUCUUCCAGUCCAUCGAAUGGUCUGUCUCGAAGACGAAGCAUUCUGAGACACUAUGUUCGCUAUGCCUUUUUGAGCUUUAUCAUGUUGAUGUCGUCUCUGUCGUUCAUUUCGUACCAUGACAAGUACUUUUCACGACAAACCUACGAACGUCUGUCACCCACACAGCAUCCAGUCAAAGCCGUCGAGUCAAAGAAGACAACAAAGAAGAAACUCAAGAAGAAACGAAUUCUUGGACAACCUCCGACCAUUGUGUCUCGUUGGCCCACCAGUCAUGAUUUGACGGACUUUGUGACGGGCCCUGCGGCUCCCUAUUACACUAAUCACAACAACAAUCGCAGUCAGUUGGUGUUUCCAACAAUGGCGCACAAUAACCAAAGCGUGUGCGAAUUCCGCGACAUUUCCUAUUCGUUUCAUUUUCCUCAUGCCAUGCAACAAUUACUGCGAUGUUUCUCCUGGUGGCACGCCAAUCGUCAUCAACGACCCGUCUUGGUCUUGCCCGCCACACAUGCGCAAUACUCGUACACGUCCGCCUUUGUACAAGCACUCCGCGAUAUUUGGAAGGUCCAAGUCUUUUUUUUGCCAAAGAGUGACAAAGCAGAACGACCACUUCGUGCUAUUUCCGCAACGGUCCAAACCAACAAUGGCAAGACGCCCUUUCAAAUGACAUCCUUGCACGAUGCACAAGUUCUGCGAGAUGGAAUUCAGCAGCAUUACCACUUGUUGGACAACAAGAAUGACACGUUGCCAACCGCCAUCCAAACCAUCACGCACAACAAGAACCAAUCCACCACCACCACAAUGGCUCCUCCUGGAUGUCCCACUCCAAAUCACGACAACAAAUCCAUGCCCGUCGUGGGAUUCUUGAAUCGCCAGGGUGGUCGACGCGUCACCAACUACCAAGCCAUUCUUCAGGCACUCAACCUCACUAGUACUGUAUACUAUUUGGACUCGUUUGACCACACGACCUUUCUCCAACAAGCCGCGUUUAUGAGUCACAUGGAUAUCCUCAUUGGACCACACGGGGCGCAAUUGACCAGUGCGUUUCUGCAACCCACAUGUGGCGGCAUGCUCGAAUUGUUUCCCAAAGGCUUGUUUUGGACGUCCUUUUUUGGCACCCUCGCCACCACUACCGGUCAUCAUCACGCCGCUCUCUACACUGGCGGCGCACUUGCAAAGCAACAGAAUGAAACCAAGUAUUAUCAAUCCACAUUGGAAUUGCGAGUCCAAUCGCGCAAUUUUCAAAUUCAUGCCAAUCCACCGGCAGUCGUACAACAGGUAGAGCAAUUGAUCCAACAAUGGCGGGCGUGUUGUGACAGUAUGUAUGUCGAUGUGGAAGUAGAAGAACUAGAGGAGGAGGAAUGAGCAAAUAGAAAGAAUGGAUGUGAGGGGGGAACGAGCUUUCGCAGAUGAUGACGGAGGAUUGGUACCGCUAGGCAGCAGAGGUGCUGCGGCAGCCACCAUACACGGAGGGUGACGACAGCUCGCACAAGCGACAAACUUCUACAACAACGAGAAAGCGAGAGAACAACUAUGUGCAUGUACGUACACACGCAGCACUCACGUAAACACCUACACACAUAUCACACUUACACACUUACACACAGAGACACACUAGCUAGAUAGAUUUUCAUUUCAAUUCUGUUUUAUGAAUGGGUUUAUUGUACGGAA